Molecule: messenger RNA, 5080 nt
Organism: Pseudomyrmex gracilis
Lineage: Eukaryota; Metazoa; Arthropoda; Insecta; Hymenoptera; Formicidae
Gene: Hcf
Product: host cell factor
Exons: 9
Coding region: 75-4865 (1596 amino acids)
Biological process (GO): regulation of DNA-templated transcription; chromatin remodeling
Cellular component (GO): histone methyltransferase complex
Molecular function (GO): transcription coactivator activity; protein binding
Source: RefSeq, a predicted model, not a curated record
CGGUGGCGGUGGUGGUGGUGGUGUUGGUGUAGUAGUACGGACGGUAUGAAAAAAUGAUGUGAUCGACGGUCAUCAUGGCGGCACCCAUGUUAAAGUGGAAGAAAAUUGCGAAUCCGACCGGGCCCCAGCCGAGACCCAGGCAUGGGCACCGCGCAGUCGCCAUUAAAGACCUUAUGGUCGUUUUUGGCGGUGGUAACGAAGGCAUAGUCGACGAGCUGCAUGUUUACAACACGGCAACAAACCAAUGGUUUGUACCGAUCACGAAGGGAGAUAUACCGCCAGGUUGUGCAGCAUAUGGCUUUGUUGUCGAUGGCACGCGGAUCUUGGUUUUUGGUGGAAUGGUAGAGUAUGGCAAGUAUUCGAACGAACUGUAUGAACUUCAAGCAAGUCGAUGGGAGUGGAAACAUUUGAAGCCAAAGCCACCUAAAAUCGAACCACCUCCCUGUCCACGAUUGGGACAUAGUUUUACUCUCAUUGGUAACAAGGUCUUCCUGUUUGGAGGUCUAGCAAAUGACAGUGAUGAUCCAAAAAAUAACAUACCCAGAUAUCUCAAUGAUCUGUACACGCUCGAGCUUCUUCCAAACGGUCAGACAGCUUGGGAGGUGCCCCAGACACGCGGACACGCGCCACCUCCCAGAGAAUCCCAUACUGGCGUAGCGUAUACUGAUCGUAACACCGGCAAGUCUUGCCUAGUAAUUUAUGGUGGUAUGAGCGGAUGCCGUUUGGGUGAUUUGUGGUUUCUCGAUGUGGACACGAUGACCUGGAACAAACCAACGGUUCACGGACCUACUCCUCUACCACGAUCACUUCACACUGCCACUUUAAUUGGUCAUCGAAUGUUCGUUUUUGGCGGAUGGGUGCCAUUAGUCGUCGAUGAUGUUAAAGUCGCAACGCAUGAGAAAGAAUGGAAAUGCACAAGCACACUAGCAUGUUUAAAUCUUGAAACACUUACCUGGGAGCAACUGACCGUCGAUUCUAUGGAAGAAAACGUCCCACGUGCUCGUGCAGGACACUGCGCAGUUGGUGUGCACAGUAGACUCUACGUAUGGUCUGGAAGAGAUGGUUAUCGUAAAGCUUGGAACAAUCAGGUCUGCUGCAAAGACUUGUGGUAUCUCGAAGUUAGCAAACCAGCGCCGCCUUCCAGAGUCCAACUUGUUAGAGCUUCUACACAGUCGUUAGAAGUUAGUUGGACAGCGAGUCCAUCUGCUCAAUAUUACAUCCUUCAGAUACAAAAAUAUGACAUGCCACCGACAGCAACUGGGACCGGAUUUCCACCGACGAGCGUACCAGCGCCAACCACGGCGCCUGUUGUCAGUACCACUCCUGCGACAGCGACGACUCCAGCGAUAGUAGCGGCAACUCCAGUGGUGACUCCAGCAACGAUUCCCGUCACGACUCCGCCCGUGACUACCGUUGCAGCUCUUCCUCCGACCACUUCACCCGCUGCUGCUGCUACCGCUAGAUCGUACGUAGUGGCGGUAGCAUCAUCUCCAUCCCGAGUCCAGCCUACCGUGCAAAGUCCCGUGCAGAAGGUAGUGCCAGCAGCAAUACAAAAACCAACAAGUCCUCUGACCCCGAGAGUCGCAUCCGGCAACGUCAUACGAAUUCGUACUCCUCACGUCGCGUCUACUCCAACGGCAGCAGCGACGGCAAUGGUUGCUGUAGCUACGACCGAACAGCAGGCCACAGUAACUACUACAACAACUGUGACAUCAGGCCAAACACCCGCUGCUAUGUCCGGAAUUGCUGCUUUGGCUGCUGCAGCAGCAGUUACCCCGAAGAUCACAACCAUGAACAACGUUCCCACUAUGCAGACCGUAACUGCAACUGCAACAGCAACUGCGACCACGACCAACACUAUAAAAAUGAAGAAUGUACAACCUGGCCAGCAGAUACGCUUUGCUGCUCCUGGCUCUACAGUGUUGCGCACCGCAUCGCCCCAGCAAAGCAAACAGAUCAUUUUGCAGAAACCCGGUCAACAAAUAUUACACCUUGUAAAGACCCAGCAAGGCAUGGUAGUGCCUACCAAAGUGAGCCUAAUUCCUAGCAAAGGAGCUGUCCAGGCAACCGGCACGAAAGCGCUCAGUCAGGGACCGACAAUACUGCGUCUGGUGAAUCCCAAUACUGUGCAGGGUGGGAAGAUCAUGACUAUGAAAACGUCCGGCAUAGUAGUGAGCAAGGCACCAAAUAUUGCCGGCAAACAAACUAUAAUGAUCACCAAACCUGGCGGCAAUGGCGGUUUGGUCGGCAGAACCAAUCAAUUUAUAGUUGUUACAACCGGUUCAGGUUUAAGAGCUGUACAGGCUGUGACUACUACACAGGCUGGUGCAGGACAAGGUACAACUCCGGUAAAUGUAGUACCGCUAUCAGCUGCAAAUCAUGUCACGAAUCAACAAGGAGUCAAAAUGAUUGUUGUCUCCUCGGGUGCGAUGGUCGGCGGAACUGCUGGCAAGCCUAUAACCAUCACGGUUCCGGGACAAGGUGGUGUGUCAAAGACAGUGACCAUUGCUACGAAGGGUAACGCCCAAGCUAUCCUUAAUCCUGGCAAAGGUCAAAUUGUUACGGUGCCUCAGAUACAAAAAGCUUCUGAAGCUGUAACAGUAUCUGGGAAGCCAGUAACUCUGCAAAUGUCCGGAGGCAUAGGUGCGAAGACAGUGACGCUCAUGCCUACAAGUAGUUCCAUAGUAACUACUUCAGGCACGUCCGAUUCACUAGAUACUAGUAAAGUGCUCUUCGUUCCUACUUCACAGAAGCAGCCUUCAGCUUCGUUAGCUUCUACGUCUGAUGGACCUGCCACUACUGAUGCAGCUUUAGCUGCAUUAGCAGCAGAGGCAGGUUUAAUAGAUCCUGUUCAGGAACCAUCCGGAGGUUUGUCUUUUAUGGUAGCCACUGAUGAUGGUGCUGGCGGCGAUGAUAAGAUGGAUGACAGUUGUAACGGAAAUGAAGCGACUACAGCAGCUGCUCUGGUUUCUCAAAUAGGCGCGGGCGAGCCGAUGCAAGUGGAUGGCGAUGGAAAUUUCAUACUUCCACAAGUGGACGGUCCAAUGGAUACUCUUUUAUCUGACGACGAGAAGAUGGAUGCGGACGAGGAGCCUACCCUGCAAAAUGUCACAGAAUCGGCUAACGUCGACGAAUCAGCAGCAAUCGCUGAACAAGAUCCGCCAGAAAAUGUUCCACUGGAAGAAUCUAUCUUAAAGGACGAAGUUGCUUCGUCUGAAGCGACAACAGUUGAUCUUCCUGAAUCGGUCGCUGUCACCGCCGACGAAGCUCCUGAAAAAACGGAAGGAAAUACCGUUGAAAAUCAGUCAAACGAUACCGAAAUGAGCACCACUUUGGAUACUUCUGAUAAUGCGGAAUUGCCAAUUGAAAAAGAAACAGAGGAUAAUCUUAAUCCGUUGGAUGAAACUAAAGAGGCAAAGUCUGAGUUGCCUUUAUUGCAAUCACCUGCAGAAGCUUCAUCUGAACAGACAUCUCUGACGGAGGUCGCAGAUCCGGCAGCGGAAACUCAACAAGAUGAAACCACUGUCGUGAAAGACGAAAAGAGUGAACCGUUUGACGAAAAAGAAAAGUUCUUGGAAUCUAUAAAUUUGCCUACUGAGGAUACAGAUAUGCCGCAGCUCCCACCGGAUGAAGUUCAAAACAUUGAAGAGAAGAAAGAACCAGAAGCCGAUCUUCCGGUCGAAAGUUCUCCUCUCGUAAAAUCCGAGGAGACCCAUGAGCCGAUGGAUACCGAUGAUAUUAAAUCAACUUCUCCGAUAGAUACAGCAAAUAUGACGCCAGUAACGACUUCCGUUGCCACGCCGAGCAUACAAAUGAAACUCGAAGAGAAAGAAUCUGUGGACGAGGAGAAAUUAACCGAACCACCGGUAUCAUCGAUUAACGGAGUCGCAACGCCUCUCGAGAAAGAAACGGAAAACGUAAAGAAAAUACAUACUCCUGUAAAAAUGGAUAUACCAGACGAUUCUGUUAUUCCAAAGAGAGAAACUAUGAAUCAGGAAAAGAUUAACGACGCCAGAUCGGAGACUGGUGACGAUUCGACGGCUUUAACAACAUUGGCUACUGCCGCUUUAGGAUCGGCAGAGUCCGCGGUCAAAGUUAAAAAUGAACAGAGCGAAGAAGAAAAGAAAGAGGCAGAAUGGUAUGACGUAGGAGUGAUAAAAGGAACCAAUUUUACAGUUCAACAUUAUUUUCUUCCUGGUGACAAGCCUUUAGAUAUAACACAGUCUUUGACUAUGGAUGUUUUUAAAGACAGAUCUAAAGUAUCACUAGAACCCGGAACUGCCUACAAAUUCAGAGUAGCCGCUGUGAAUAGUUGUGGACGAAGUGCCUGGAGCGAGGUAGCGGCAUUCAAGACGUGUCUUCCGGGAUUUCCGGGUGCACCGAGCGCAAUAAAGAUUUCGAAGUCCGGAGACGGCGCACAAAUAUCUUGGGAACCACCGCCCAGCAAUGUUGGGCCGAUACUCGAGUAUUCUGUCUAUCUAGCAGUGCGAAGUACCGCACUGAACAAUGACGGAGAAUCAAAAACGGUCGCGUCGACACCAACUCAGUUAGCUUUUAUUAGAGUCUAUUGCGGUUCGAGUAACUCCUGUUCAGUGAACAAUAGUGCCCUUAACGCCGCUCACGUGGAUACCACUACGAAACCGGCCAUAAUAUUUAGAAUAGCAGCACGAAACGACAAGGGAUACGGACCGGCCACUCAAGUCAGGUGGUUACAAGCAGAUCCACAACAUCAUCCGCAUCAUACAACCACCUCCGUAAAGAAUCCCCAGCAAGCGAAAAGACCCGCUCUUACUGAGUUACGCGCGCAAGGAACUUCUCCGCAGAAGAAGAUGCGACUCGAUACAAGCAGUGAUAAUUUUUCGUGAGCCUGUUUUAAAACGCAUCCUGGCCUCGUACAGCCAAAACUUUCGCAAACGAUGCUACUCACUAUUUAAUUUCUUAAUACGCCUAACAACGAUGAUGAAAUCAGUGAAUGGUUUUUCUGGCUUAUUCGUAUACCACAUAUGAUAAAUAUAAUAUAUGCUAGUAUUUUUUAAUGUGAUAUACGAGUAGAUCAAAAAAAAAAAAAAAAAANAAAAAA